Molecule: messenger RNA, 1224 nt
Organism: Dichotomopilus funicola
Lineage: Eukaryota; Fungi; Ascomycota; Sordariomycetes; Sordariales; Chaetomiaceae
Product: uracil-DNA glycosylase-like protein
Exons: 3
Coding region: 1-1224 (407 amino acids)
Biological process (GO): base-excision repair, AP site formation via deaminated base removal; base-excision repair
Cellular component (GO): nucleus; mitochondrion
Molecular function (GO): uracil DNA N-glycosylase activity
Source: RefSeq, a predicted model, not a curated record
AUGUCCACCCUCAAGCGCAAAGCCGCCGCCGACGCCGCCGCCAACGCCAAAAAGGCAAAGCAAGGCAACAUCAUGUCCUUCUUCGGCGGUCCCAAGGCCAACACGCCCGGAAAGAACGGCACAACCGCACCCGUGCCGGUCUUUGAGCCGGCCGUGAAAUUUGACAAGAACAAGUGGGCGGCGACGCUCGAUCCGGAACAGCGCAAGCUGCUACAGCUCGAGAUCGAUACCCUGCACGAGAGCUGGCUGGCCCUGCUAAGGGAUGAGCUGGUGAGCAAGGAGUUUUUGGAUUUGAAGCGGUUUCUUGCGAGGGAACUUGGGGCGGGGAAGACGGUGUUUCCUCCUAUGGAGGACGUGUAUAGCUGGUCCCGCCACACCCCCUUCUCCACCGUCAAAGUCGUAAUCCUCGGCCAAGACCCCUACCACAACCACAACCAAGCCCACGGCCUCGCCUUCUCCGUCCGCCCCCCGACCCCGGCCCCCCCCUCCCUCAAAAACAUGUACAAAGCCCUCCAAAACGACUUCCCCACCUUCACCCCGCCCCCCAACCGCGGCGGUCUGCUCACCCCCUGGGCCGAGCGCGGCGUGCUGAUGCUCAACACCUGCCUGACCGUGCGCAUCCACGAAGCCAACAGCCACGCCAACCGCGGCUGGGAACGCUUCACGCAGCGCGUGAUCGAUCUCGUGGCUGCGCGGCGGGCGAGAGGGGUGGUGUUUAUGGCGUGGGGGACCCCCGCGGGGAAGAGGGUGUUGAAGGUGGAUGGGGGUAGGCAUUUGGUGUUGAAGAGUGUGCAUCCGUCGCCGUUGUCGGCUAGUAGGGGUUUUUUUACGUGUGGGCAUUUUAAGGAGGCGAAUGAGUGGUUGGCGGGGAGGUAUGGGGAGGAGGGGAGGGUGGAUUGGGCUUUGGGGGGUGAGGGGGCGAGUGUUUUGGGGAAGGGGAAACAAGAGGAGGAGGCGGCCGAGAAGAAACAACAGCUGGAGGCGGUAGAGAAGAAACAGGCGGAGGAGAAGGAAGAGAAGGGCGGCGAGCAUGCAGCGGAGAAGAAGAAGGACGAGGAGGAUGAGAGUGUGAGUGUGGAAGAGACGGCGGUGACGAAUAAGGAGAAUACCCAGAAGGAAAAGGAGAGGGAGGGCGGAGAAGCAGGCGAGGAGAAGACAGCAGCGGGGACAUCAGAUGCUGCGGAUGGCGAGGAGAAUGUUGAGCCCGAGUCUCGGGAAGCAUGA